Molecule: messenger RNA, 1512 nt
Organism: Lasiodiplodia theobromae
Lineage: Eukaryota; Fungi; Ascomycota; Dothideomycetes; Botryosphaeriales; Botryosphaeriaceae
Product: Pre-mRNA splicing factor prp46
Exons: 2
Coding region: 1-1512 (503 amino acids)
Biological process (GO): mRNA splicing, via spliceosome
Cellular component (GO): catalytic step 2 spliceosome; Prp19 complex; precatalytic spliceosome
Molecular function (GO): protein binding
Source: RefSeq, a predicted model, not a curated record
AUGACCGACGUCGCUUCCUCUCCGCCCCCCGUCUCCGCCGCCACAGUCAACCUUGUCCGCACUUCAGCCAAGAGAACACGAGAGGUCUUCGCUGCCGACUUUGCCUCGCCCUCCGCCCUGGAAAACUCCUCAACCAGCGCCUUCUCCAUCGCCCCUUCCACAACCUCCCCGGCCGAGCUCGCAGACCACGAGUCCGUCGCCACCCGCAUACGCAAUGAGUAUCAGGACUUGAAGGAGCUUCCGCCUGCAUUGGCUGCGAAGCAGGCAAGUGCUGCUGCCACAGCCGCCGCGCGUCGAAAAAAGGCGAAACAGGCGUCGGCCGAGGACCAGGUCUCCGACCCGAAGAUGGUGAAAAUGAUUGAGGGCAUCUCGGCCAAGGAUGAGGAACGAAAGAACGCCGCUGCCGCGUCGACGGCGCUGACGGUGCGUGGCAAGGGUAACCCGCUCCCGCCCAACGCCAACGGUCCUACGCCCCAGCGCGAUCUACCGGGCAACAGCCUGGUGCGGAGGGAAGUGCUACGCCAGCCGAAGCCCGACUGGCACGCUCCUUGGAAGCUGAUGCGCGUCAUAUCUGGUCACUUGGGCUGGGUGCGCGCUCUGGCCGUCGAGCCGGGCAACCAGUGGUUUGCAAGUGGUGCUGGAGACCGCACCAUCAAGAUCUGGGACUUGGCUUCAGGCAAUCUGAAGCUCACCUUGACUGGCCACAUUUCGACCGUCCGGGGCUUGGCUGUGUCGCCCAGACACCCGUAUCUCUUUUCGUGCGGUGAAGACAAGAAGGUGAAGUGCUGGGAUUUGGAGACGAACAAGGUCAUUCGCGACUAUCACGGCCAUCUCAGCGGUGUCUAUACCCUGAGCCUCCAUCCUACAUUGGAUGUCCUGGUCACUGGUGGUCGCGAUGGUGUGGCGCGUGUUUGGGACAUGCGUACGCGCAGCAACAUCCAUGUGCUGGCCGGCCACAAGGGAACAGUCUGUGACGUCAAGUGUCAGGAGGCGGAUCCCCAGGUCAUCUCCGCAUCACUGGACUCCACAGUCCGCAUGUGGGAUCUGGCAGCAGGCAAGACCAUGGGCGUGCUGACGCACCACAAGAAGGGUGUCCGCGCACUGACGACGCACCCGAAGGAGUUCACAUUCGCGAGUGGCAGCUCAGGAUCCAUCAAGCAGUGGAAGUGCCCCGAGGGUGCCUUCAUGCAGAACUUCGACGGUCACAACGCCAUCAUCAACACCCUGGCCGUAAACGAGGACAACGUCCUCUUCUCCGGCGGUGACAACGGUUCGGUUUCCUUCUGGGACUGGAAAACCGGCCACCGCUUCCAGAGCCUCGACUCUGUCGCCCAGCCUGGCUCACUUGACGCUGAGGCUGGCAUCAUGAGCAGCACCUUCGAUCUCACCGGUCUGCGUCUGCUCACCGGCGAGGCCGAUAAGACCAUCAAGGUCUGGAAGCCCGACGAGAACGCUACGCCGGAGACACAUCCACUAGAUUGGAAGCCUACGCUUGGAAGACAAAAAUUCUAA